CAAACCACAAUGUAAACAACCAGUAAUUUAACUGUACCCUUGUCCCCAAUUUCUGAAUUUCAGUUUUUGACUUCACAAGCAAAGAAGUCAAACUACUCCCUUAACUACGCUAGCAGCAAUGCAGUGCCACUCUCACAGCCCUUGGAGUAUGCUGUUUUUCAUGAUUGCUCUAUGGCUUGGUGCAGAUUGUCUUCAGAUAGAAGCCAUUGAUGAUCAUGAUGAUUGCAAAAAUGCUAAUUUAGCCAAUUUGACUCAGCAGCUAAAGACAUUUUCCCAGUGCUUUGAGAAAAUACUUCCCCAUGACAGAAAUAAAAUUAAUGCCCUUGCAUGGAGAGUGCAACAGGUACUUGAGCUCCUGCGAGAAACUCAGGCAAAAGCUUGCAAGGCACCAGACAAGUGCUCCCUUCCUCUGGCCCCUCCGAAUGGUGGUCUGGUGUGUGUCAGCAUUGAUUGUGUCUACUACUGCAAGCCAAUGUGCAACCAUGAUUAUGACUUUGGAUUCCUAAGAAGAAGCAGGAUAUAUGAGAAAUGUGGAAGUUCCACUGGGUUUUCGUGGACAACACAGCUAGUUGGCGGAAACAGGCUAGCUGUUUGCAAUCCUGCAUCAACUGCUAUAAGUGGAGUUGCAUCUGCUUACUUCCCUCCUAAUGUAACCUGCUGGGAGACCAUAGCUAAUGCCACUGCUGAAAAACACCACAUAGAUACCUUUCUUGGAGACCUUGCCGAAGAAAGGUUGGAUGUGUCUGGCAAACAUGAAAAAGAUUUUGAUUGUAUAAUUUGUGGUAACUAGAUAUCAGCAAGUCCAAUAAACUUGAAGCACAGAGUGGAGGCCUAUUUUAUUUUGAAAGCAGGGUAAUUUGGUUUAAUCAGUUCACAAAGAAACUGAUGGAUUGUCACUUAGUUGUAUGAGCAUCAGUUUAAGAGGGAAAAAAAUCAAGAAUGCAUCUAAAAUUUGCAUAAGUUUCAGCUCUAGAGGUCUUUAAAUAUGUAGUUUAUAUUCAGUUCACUGUCUAUAUUCAAGCACAUGUGAUAAAGAUAUGUUUGGUAAAGAAAAUAUUCAUAUAAAAUAAAUUUGUUCAAAAAUACUCAUUUAACAGCCCUUGAGAUAAAGCCUCAGAAUAAGUAGAGUACAUACAGUGGCAGCAUUGACUUUUCCCAUGCCUAAGUGUAUCAUCCAUGAUGUGAAAGGGUCAUUCUUGGAAUACAACUCUUGCUCUGGGUUCAAGAAAAUACUUUUAGUUAUGGAAGGUACUGCCUUUCAAAUAAGACAUAAAAACUUAUGAUGCAAAGAAUGGGCAGAUCUAGGAGUUUGAAAAGGAGGGUGCAUCAUCACAGAUAUCCUGAUGCAUAAUUUAUCCAGUUAAAAAGAAACUAGAAGCUUUACUAAUGUGCUAGGGUAGGGGGUUUCUAACCUUUUAACCUUUUGGUGGUGGAGGCUGGACACGGAGUGGGGGGGGCGGGACUUGCACGUGGCGGCCACUGUGCCACCCACCACUCUGUGCCGCCACCACCACACACCAUCCUGCACCACUGCUACAUCCCAGUUUCCCAUGGCUGGUCACACACGCGGCUCCACGGGCUGCUGACAGGUCUCGCACCCGACAAUUGUGUCCUGGUUGUCAGCAGCCCACAGAGCCGCAUGUGCAACCAGCCAUGGGAAAGUGGUAUGUGGUGGUGGUAUGGGGCGGCAGGCAGUGGUGGCGGCACGGACUGGUGGAUGCCAGUGGCAGCCACUGCUAGUGAGCUCCUCCCCCUCCCCCUUCUCCUCCCCCCCAUUGUAAUUGCCUUUGGCCCCUCCCCCCAGCCCUGCUUCUGGGAGGUGGUGGCACGGGGUAGUGGGUGGUGGCACUCUGUCCUCAUCCACCUGCAUGUACCCCCAAGGACCUUUCCAAGUACCCCUAGGGGUACAUGUACCCCUGGUUGACAACCCCUGUGCUAGGGGUCUAGGGCUACAUUAUUCAAUUAAAGUUGAAAGCAAAGUCAAAUAUAACUUUAUUGGAAUGUGCACUAAUAUGCUACAUUAUAUAUUAAACAUAUAAACACAACACACUAGGUAAAUAAUAUCAAAGCUAUUGUUUCAUUAGACUUGUGGACAUUAGAAUUAAAAGGACAUCUCUUAUUUAAAUUCAUAAAAUGAAUGUCUUGACAGAGCAUCCAACACUUCACUGACUUAUUUCCACAUCUGAGUGAGAUCUGCCAGGUGCUGGACUGCAGCAGACAUUUUCUCACAGAGUGUAGUGAAGGGGGUUAUGGCAAAACAUGACGCAUUAAAUUUCAAGCUGCUGUCUUUAAAGUUGAACUAGGGCUUUCACUAUUUCCCUUCAGGCAGGAGGAGAGGGAUUAAGUUUGGCUGCACACCUGGAAAAACUCUACAUGUAGCAGCCCUUUUCUACCUCAAAGGAAGCUGUUACCAACAGAGCUUGGUGGAUGGUGUACGAUCUUCACCCCAUGCCCAGGAAGAUAUUUACCUGUAUUAGCAGCAAAGGGAGGUGGGAAAUGGGGGUCUGUGUGGGGGACAGGUAAAGUAUCAUCAAAAGAAGAAUUAACCCUUUGAUGGGAGAAAGAUUUCUAGGGCAGAAUUUAAAAGAGAAGAGCAGGAGUGGAGGGUCUAUGUGGAGUAGGGCAGGAAAGAAGGUAUGGAACUUCUUCAAAAGUGGAAAAGCACCAGCCCGCAGGAAGUGACAGGCCAGCUGGUAAUGAUUUGGCCCAGGGGUUUUGAACAUGCAAAAGAUGAAUGGAGGGCUUCGGAUUCCUUUUCCUCACCAAUCAGGCCCCAGAGACUCACCCUCCAUGUCCCCUGAUUGGCCUCUUGGGUCACCUGGAGGGGGAUAAAAGGGGCAGCCCAGCUGACUCAGGGAGACGAGUGAGGGACCAUGAGGAAGGAGCUUCAAAGAGCUGGCAAGAGCUGAGCCAGCGGGCCAGAAGCAGUUGCCUCAGAAGAACCUGAAGGAGUGGGACCUGCAGGCAGCAGUUGGACCCUCAGCAAUACAGGCUGCGGCCAGCAGGAGAGAUUCCCCAGCUCCAGCAAGAGGCCAGGAAACUCGAGGUGAGGCAGGGGAUCCUGGAAGGUCAAAACCCCUAGCAGUGUGGAACAGUACCAGCACUGGUGGCUGUGUGGCAGAGUUUCUGCCUACCAUGUGGGAGAUCUGAAUUCAAGUGUCAGCUGGGGUGAGUGAUGUGACAGGGAGAAAUUCUUGUUGCAGUGGGAAAGGGGUCAUUGUGUUUUCCCUCUUUCUCCACUCCAGGUACCAAGGCCCUAUAUUUCUUAUUUGACAUUUUGUAUUUUGUGCAUUUUAUAUUUCACCACCCAGUAUUGUUUAUUCUGCUGUUUGUGUUUUAUAUUUUGUUAAACCUGUCUUUUUGUCAACUGGAUGAAUAUGUGUAUGAUUGUAAGUGCCUAACCUUUAUUGAAUUGUGCCCCCUUGGGGCAUUGUAGUGUCCCCUAUACCCCCUGGUUUAUACAUGUUAUGUUUCCACUGCUGUUUUCUCAUUAAAAGGUAUAUGGUUAAGU
This is a messenger RNA of Alligator mississippiensis (American alligator), 3511 nucleotides long. RefSeq lists its product as uncharacterized. NCBI's taxonomy places the organism in Eukaryota, Metazoa, Chordata, Crocodylia, Alligatoridae. The coding region runs from base 119 to 790 and encodes 223 amino acids. The transcript has 6 exons. The record is from RefSeq and is a predicted model, not a curated record.